ACUAGGGACUCUGCCUCCUGGCACAAGAACUUGGGGCACCCCAUCCCAGUUCUGAUCCCUAGAUUGGUCUUCUGUCCUCACAGGUGGGAGGUGAUCAGAUUGCCUCCUUUCCUCCUCAACCUCCUUUUUUCCCCCCUGACUUUUGACCUUUGAGUACCUGUGAGAAGGAAUUAAGUAUCUAAGCUCUACUCUCCCAGGGGGGUUCCUUUCAGCCCAUACUUAAAUGGUGAAGAUAGUUCAACUUGGUUACUAGGAAUUUAAUCCUUUUCUACUUAGUGACUAAAUUCCUGUUAUUGUAACCUUCCCUCUCUUGGGUUAGAGGCAGGAAUUUUGUCUUUCUUCCAGACUGACAGCUGACAGAUUGGAAAUCCUAAGAGGUCCCCCACACCUCAUUAAUUACACCCUUUUUGAUUAUUCUAACACAGACACUUUGUUUUCAGAAAGUUCGGGAGCAUUGAGAAAGAGGACUAGGACAGAAGGAGGAGGAGAGAGAGGGUAGAAUGGAAGAAUCUCAUUUCAAUUCUUCCCCCUACUUCUGGCCAGCAGUUCCCACAGUCUCAGGACAGAUAGAAAACACCAUGUUCAUCAACAAGAUGAAGGAUCAGCUGCUACCAGAGAAAGGUUGUGGUCUGGCUCCACCUCACUAUCCCACCCUGUUAACGGUGCCUGCCUCAGUACCCUUACCCUCAGGCAUCAGCAUGGAUGCAGAUACAAAGCCAGAUCAGCUGACACCACACAGCCAGGCUUCAGUCACUCAGAACAUCACUGUGGUGCCAGUGCCAUCCACAGGACUAAUGACUGCUGGUCCAGGCUUGGUGAUCACAUCCCCCUCAGGCUCUCUAGUGACUACAGCCUCCUCAGCUCAGACCUUUCCCAUCUCAGCUCCCAUGAUUGUGUCAGCCCUUCCCCCUGGCUCCCAAGCCCUGCAGGUGGUCCCUGACCUCUCCAAGAAGGUGGCAUCAGCUCUGGCAGAAGAGGGCGGGGGCGGGGGCGGGGGUGGGGGCAGUGUGGCUUCCAAGCCUCCCCGGGGCCGAAAGAAGAAGCGGAUGCAGGAAUCAGGGCUGCCUGAGAUGAAUGACCCUUAUGUGCUCUCCCCCGAGGAUGACGAAGACCAUCAGAAGGAUGGCAAGACCUACAGGAGCCAGGGAAACUGCGGCACAGGAAAUGGACAGAGCCCUGGGCUCAUGGAUUCAGGCUCCACCACCAACUUGCUGUGUGACCCUGGGUGUCGGAUGUGUUCGCUGACCUUCUAUUCCAAGUCGGAGAUGCAAAUCCACUCCAAGUCACACACAGAGACCAAGCCCCACAAGUGCCCGCACUGUUCCAAGACCUUCGCCAACAGCUCCUACUUGGCCCAGCACAUCCGUAUCCACUCAGGGGCCAAGCCCUACACCUGUUCCUACUGCCAGAAGGCCUUCCGCCAGCUCUCCCACCUCCAGCAGCACACACGGAUCCACUCCAAGCUGCAUACGGAGACUGUCAAGCCCCACAAGUGCCCGCACUGCUCCAAGACCUUCGCCAACAGCUCCUACCUGGCCCAGCACCUCCGUAUCCACUCGGGGGCCAAGCCUUACACCUGUUCCUACUGCCAGAAGGCCUUCCGCCAGCUCUCCCACCUUCAGCAGCACACACGAAUCCAUACCGGAGAUCGACCAUACAAAUGUGCACACCCAGGCUGUGAAAAAGCCUUUACUCAACUCUCCAACUUGCAGUCCCACAGACGACAGCACAACAAAGAUAAACCCUUCAAGUGCCACAACUGUCAUCGAGCAUACACAGAUGCAGCCUCAUUGGAGGUGCACCUCUCCACACAUACAGUGAAGCAUGCAAAAGUGUAUACCUGUUCAAUCUGCAGCCGUGCAUACACAUCGGAGACAUACCUGAUGAAACACAUGCGAAAACACAAUGCUCCAGAUCUCCAGCAGCAGCAGCAGGUAUCAGCAGUAUCAGCAGCAGCCGCUGCCGCAGCAGCAGUGGCCCAGGCCCAGGCCCAGGCUCAGGCUCAGGCCCAGGCUCAAGCUCAGGCCCAGGCUCAAGCUCAAGCUCAAGCUCAGGCUCAAGCUCAAGCUCAGGCUCAAGCUUCCCAAGCCUCACAGCAGCAGCAGCAACAGCAGCAGCAACAGCACUUCCAGCCCCCUGGGGCAGCCCCCCAAGGUGGGGGUGGUGGGGACAGCAAUCCUAAUCCUCCACCCCAGUGUUCCUUUGACCUGACCUCCUACAAAACAGCUGAGCACCAUAAGGACAUUUGCCUCACAGUUACCACCAGCACCAUCCAGGUGGAGCACCUGGCCAGCUCCUAGAGACUUGAUUCCAGCCGACUGAGGGAAGAGAAGAGGCCCCAUCUCUGUCCCCCCCCCCCCCCAAUCUGCACCCCCUCUACCACUGCCCUACCCUACUGGCAAGUGGCAGGAUUUGGCUCCACUUUCUUGGACCUUUGGCUUCAGCUUCCUACAAAGGACACCACCCUACUCCCAGCUCUUUGCUCAAAGAGCAACAACUCUUUGGGUCUGAAAAGGAACUCUGAGUUGCCAAGUGGGGCCCAACUGUAUUCCCUACAAUCAUAUGGUGAAAGGGCUAUGAAAGUUGUAGUGGGGAAGGGGGUGGUGAGUAUUUAAGGAAGAGGCUUUCUGGUGGCAACCUUGAAAUAUGCCAAACCUGAGAUCUUCCUUUCCCCAUACCCUCACUUCAGAAAUUGGGUUAAUUUCCAGCAAAAGGGGGAAAGACCAAGAGGUUGACCCCUCCAAGCUAUUGGAGAGGAGGGAACCCCAGACCCAGGCCUUUGUUGCUCUGUUUUCACCUACAGAUGGACAAGUUCAUUUGGCUUUUGCCCCUGCUCUGCCUGAGGCAGUAGGAGAGAGAUUUUUUAUUGGUGGGGAGGGGGCUGGAGUUAAGACCUCCUGGAAUGAAUCUCUGGAUUACUAAGGGACGGAGGCUGUGGUCCCCAAGGGGCCAAAGAUUCCCCAUAUGGUUUAAGAAAAAAAAAAAAAAAGGAGGGAAAAGUUUUCCUUGGAGUAUUGGUCCCUCUCCUUUCCCUUCUUCAGUCACUCUUUGGUCCCCCAACCAAUCCUUUCCCCUUUUGGCCAAAGCCUUGCUCUCAGAGGCUUUCCCCAUCUUUAGGCCCUGGGAGCCAGGUAGCCCCAAGGAGUUUCAGGACAUUUGUGUUCUUAAUGAAACCCAAAGCAAAAGGGGCUAUAGAAAAGGGAAGAGUUUGGACUGGAGUUAGAUCCCUGAGGUGUUGGGGCCAUUUGAAUGGGACAUGGAUUUAUAUAUAAAUAUAUAUAUAUAAAUAUAUAUAUAUAUACACCCACUUACCACGGCCAUCUUUGUAACCGUUUCUUUGUUGUUUAUAAAUGCAUUAUCUCUGAGAAUUUUCAUUUUCAAUUUUUUUUCAUUAUUUUUUCUCAUGUAUUUUUUUGUUGUCUAUUUUUUCUUUUCC
Messenger RNA from Gracilinanus agilis (Agile Gracile Mouse Opossum), 3436 nucleotides. RefSeq names its product zinc finger protein 384 (gene ZNF384). The record is from RefSeq and is a predicted model, not a curated record. Bases 501 to 2300 code for a protein of 599 amino acids. Lineage: Eukaryota; Metazoa; Chordata; Mammalia; Didelphimorphia; Didelphidae. The transcript has 11 exons.